Austrofundulus limnaeus is the source of this 1773-nucleotide messenger RNA. Its product is annotated as mitochondrial folate transporter/carrier. Bases 265 to 1230 code for a protein of 321 amino acids. Gene Ontology annotation, biological process: transmembrane transport; nucleotide transport. Lineage: Eukaryota; Metazoa; Chordata; Actinopteri; Cyprinodontiformes; Rivulidae. The record is from RefSeq and is a predicted model, not a curated record. The transcript is spliced from 7 exons.
UUCAUUUCACGCUCUGAGCAAGGUCGAGUGGAAAUGCGAGUUGACAACUGGUAAACUGAUGUGGUACCUGUGGAGUAUCUCAGUGCCUGCCAUGUAGUAAAAAUGACAGCCCUUUAUCGUCUUUGUGUUUUAUUUAAUCGCUGCAGCAGUUUUAACCGGUUGUCUCCGUUUUUUAGAGUAAGUUAAGGUUGUUGAGUUUUAUUGAUUUAGCUGCUCGCGGGGCUGUAAUAAAACUUAGCUAGCUCGGCAGAGUUUAACGUAAACAUGAGCUCGGCUCCUAAUCAUGGAGCCGUUACAGAAACCGGACUGUCCAGAAAACCCUUCUCUGUGGCCGGAAGCGUCUUGCAGGUGUUCAGCCAUGUGAAAAUAGAAAACCUGGUGGCAGGACUCAGCGGGGGAGUCGUGUCCACGCUCGUGCUUCACCCGCUGGAUCUGGUUAAGAUCAGAUUUGCAGCAAGCGACGGCCUGGAGUUGAGACCCAAGUACAGUGGGAUGUUUCACUGUAUGAAGAGUGUGUGGCACCAGGAGGGGCUGAGGGGUCUUUACCAAGGAGUGACACCCAAUGUUUGGGGUGCUGGAGCAUCUUGGGGUCUCUACUUCUUCUUUUACAACGCAAUCAAAGGUUACACAAAGGAAGGGCGUCAGAAUGAACUGAGUGCAGGAGAACACCUGGUGUCUGCAGCCGAAGCAGGUAUCCUGACACUUAUUCUAACCAAUCCGAUCUGGGUCACUAAGACCCAGCUGGUUCUGCAGUACAGCCCUGACCAAACCAGUAAGCAGUACAAGGGGAUGGUGGAUGCUCUGGUUAAGAUCUACCGCAGAGAGGGGGUUCCAGGACUUUACAGGGGUUUUGUUCCUGGUCUGUUUGGUACAUCACAUGGAGCUCUGCAAUUCAUGGCCUACGAAGAGCUUAAAAGAACCUACAGCAAAUACAAGAAUGUGCCCUUGGACACUAAGUUGAACGCUCUGGAAUACAUCACAAUGGCAGYGUUAUCCAAACUGUUUGCUGUGGCCACAACAUACCCAUACCAGGUGGUUCGAGUUCGCUUGCAAGAUCAGCACAACAAAUACAACGGAGUUAUGGAUGUCCUCAGGCGGACGUGGAGGAACGAAGGAGCCGUCGGUUUCUACAAAGGCAUCAUUCCCAACUUGAUCCGUGUCACCCCCGCCUGCUGCAUCACCUUUGUGGUUUAUGAGAACGUGUCCCGCUUCCUCCUGGGGACAAAAUAAAACCUGCCACGGACUGCCAGCUCACGCUGACAACCUUGGAGCCGCGUGGAGACGAAGAGGACACAGUUCCUCACAGACUCUGUUUGUGGAGAAGUGCUGACGUGAGAGAAAAGUUUCCAAAGGAAGCAAAAAAAGCUACUGACAGUUGGAUUAUUUUUUUUUAAUUUUAUUUAAAUUCUGAAUUAUUUGUGAAACAUAUUUGUGUUCGGACGCACAGAUACAGGAUGGAAGGGGCGGGGCGUAGGCUGCAGUAGUUAAUGUUUACAAUGUUUCUUGGCAGAAACAGCAAAACAAACCAUUUAAAAAUAGUUUUUCAACAUUAUGAUGUUCUCAGGUCUCUUGUUGUGAGUUCAAUAUUAGUUUGUCUUUUAAAUUUCUUUGUGAAAUGCAACAAUUGUUUUUUGUUUAAAAUGCAUUCAUUUUAAAAAAAAAUCUAUGCUUUGCUCCAGACUCUAACUCCUUUUUAAAAUAUUUUAAAUAAAAUGCAAAGAUGUAUCAUUUGAUUGAUAAAUGUAAGCAUAUUAAAUGCUUAGACUUGUUUAA